Molecule: messenger RNA, 1596 nt
Organism: Carassius auratus (goldfish)
Lineage: Eukaryota; Metazoa; Chordata; Actinopteri; Cypriniformes; Cyprinidae
Product: butyrophilin subfamily 1 member A1-like
Exons: 6
Coding region: 304-1494 (396 amino acids)
Biological process (GO): T cell receptor signaling pathway; regulation of cytokine production
Cellular component (GO): external side of plasma membrane
Molecular function (GO): signaling receptor binding
Source: RefSeq, a predicted model, not a curated record
AAUCACAUCUGACAGAAUCGGACUGCUGUUCUAUUUUUAGAAAGUGAAAGCAAACAAGGAGGAAAUCUCGAGCACCUUUGGAUUCUGAAAGAUUUCCGUGUGUUUUAACAUUAAUAUGUGACGCUUUUAUUAUGUUGAACGCGUAAAGGCUCAGAUUCACUUAAAUCAGAAGUCAGUUUUUUCAUUUUAUUUAAUUUCUUUAAACAAAGCAGUCCGAUCGAUGAUGUAUCUCAUGUGAUUUCGGAGAUUCCGGAAGAAUCUCCCUCAGAGUUUGUUUUUAUUGGAGUCUGUAUUUUCACAGGAAUGUUGUGGAUUAUUAUCGUUUUACUGGUGAAUCUCCUCAUAGAGACUUCAGUGUCGUUGACUGUGGUGGUUCCUCCUGAUCCUAUAGUGGCUCAUGUGGGAUCCACAGUGAUUCUUCCCUGCUGGAUCUCUCCUCCUGAGAACGCUGAAGCUCUGGAGAUCCGCUGGUACCGUCAGGAUCACUUCAACAACCCUGUUCUGCUCUAUAAUCAUGGGAAGAUCCAGGACAUCCAGGAAUGUUACAGGAAACGAAGCUCUCUGACUCUGCGAUCAGAUCAGUCUGGUGGACUGAAGGAUGGAGACGUCUCUCUACGACUGAUGAAACUCACUUUUCAGGAUGAAGGUCCAUUUCACUGUUAUGUGAGCGGAGAACAUUUAUAUGACAGUAAAGAGGUGGUUCUCAAAAUCACAGAUUCAUCAGGUCCAUGGAUGACUAUUUCCAUUUCCCUCAUCCUUCUCAUUUGUGUUCUUCUGGGCUUGUUUGGGCUGAUUCUCUGCAAAUACAGAGGGAAACUAAAAGGUCAUGAGGAGAAAACUAUGAAGGAACUGGAAAACAGAGUUGUGGGAGAUGCAAAUAUAGAAGAACUGAGGAAACAUGCAGUUGAGAUCACUAUUGACCGUGAGCAUUUACAUCCAGAUCUGACGGUUAUUAAAGACUGUAAGAUCUUGAGGGACAGUGAUAAAUAUGAACACACUGGAGAGGGAUUUCCAUAUGAAUUAUGUGCUUUUGGAGCCCAAAGAUUCACCUCUGGUCGUCACUAUUGGGAAGUAGAUCUGGCAGUUCCACCUAAUCCUCCCAAAAACUUCUGGAUAAUUGGUGUGGUGAAACAUGGAAACUUUAUUACAAAAGACAGUUCUGCUUUAACUCCAUCAAGGGGUUUCUGGUUCUUGUGUUCAGACGGUCCUCGUGGCUUUUACACCAACACUGAUCCACCAGUUAAACUCUCUCUGACACCGAGACCUGAACGACUGGGAGUUCUGUUAGAUUAUGAUCACGGUCAGCUGUCAUUUUACAACGUCACAGAGAGAAAACAUCUCCUGACCAUCAGCAGCAGAUUCUCUGGAUCAGUCGCUCCUCUCUUCAGUCCUGGAGCAGGUGAUGAGAGCGCUCUUAAAAUCCUGGAUCUUCCAAAACCUGCAGAACCAGCUGAACCCAGUCCUUUACUGAGUAACAACAGCUCAGACGCCUGACUGACUAAUGCAGUUUAAUCAGAAACAAACACCUACACAGAAACCAUUCUCUCUAAUGACCUGAUCAUAUCAUCGUUACACAUCAGAGUCGAACAAACACUA